AUGUUCCAAGAUACUCUGGCACCUCCAACAAAGACGUGGAUUGAUUUCGGUGUCGUCAUCUACACGGAUUGCCUUUCGCCACCUAAACAUCAACUAGGUCUAAUUCUUCAACAAUUGCCUGUUGGCGUCGAUCCGCAACCCCAUAAUUUCCACGCCUUCAUCAGCAAGGACAUCCACAGCGACGUCUUCGUACUCACUCCGAAUUCUUCUGCUUCUCAAUUCACGAAUAUGGCUCCCGGCACCGUCGCCAGAUUAUGUUGCACUGUCCGAUCUCCUGCCACUGGCUCAAAUGCCAUACGCACAGGUCCAGUCUGGUCCGAUUACGAUCUGGCCUUCGUGCUCGGAGUCAGGAAAGUGCUCGGGAUCUAUUUCUUGUGUCGUAUGGGCUUUGAUGACUCGGACAUGAAAGAGGUCUUGGCCGGCAAGAUCGCUGAAUUUACGCUUCUCUCGAAAUUACGGCACUCUUCUGCGUCUUGGGUCGAUGAUAUACUGCACCAGAUUCUUCCCUCUCCCUGCUAUCGCAUGCCGUGGCUCCAAGAACUCCGAUCAGUAGGCACCGCCGUUGCGCUCCGGCAGUUGGACUAUUACCGGCUGGACGCCUUGAUUACCAUCGGAUACUUAGUCCACGAAGAUGCUAUUACGCGCAAGGACUCGACAGUCAGGAUUUAUGAGGGGCGUACGUUCAGGUUUUACGGCGACAAAGAGUACGUGGGGCGGGUGGUAGCCACGAUAAGGGAGGAGGAUGCACUCGAACUUCCGGUGGGGUAUUUGCAUCGUUGCAUUGCUUAG
Messenger RNA from Stereum hirsutum FP-91666 SS1, 789 nucleotides. RefSeq lists its product as uncharacterized. The record is from RefSeq and is a predicted model, not a curated record. The coding region runs from base 1 to 789 and encodes 262 amino acids. Lineage: Eukaryota; Fungi; Basidiomycota; Agaricomycetes; Russulales; Stereaceae. The transcript has 2 exons.